CGUCACAGGGUGCGGGUCGGGCAUGAGCCAGGAUGCGCGUCGUCUGCUUCUUGGUCCUUUGGGCCCUUACCUCGGCCCCGACCCGGGCCAGUUCCUCGAAGAACGACCGGGAGAACGCCCUGGAGUUCGACGAGUCGGAGGAUCUCGAGGAGGAGUUUUCCGAUGACGACACUCUGACGGAGCUCUAUGACAAGGCCGUGCAGGCGUAUCUCGAAGAGGACUGGGCACGGUGCAUCGUGAGAUUCAAUACGGCCCUGAGAAGGUAUAAGGAGUAUAAAAAGGAGAUCACGGCAUGUCGAAGAACGUGCAGAGAAACAGCCGCGGGGUCGGAGCCGAUUUUUGCCGAGGACGUCGAGGAUCUGCAUUUUUACGAGAAGAAAGUGAGGGAGACUUUGUGUCUCUUGAAGUGCAAUCGCGUUUAUCACGAGAUUAACGACCGGUCGAAAAAGAACGGUCAGCUCCCGCCACAUGUGGAGAUGAAAUUCGUCGAGCGCCGACCGUACGAGUAUCAGAAUAUAUGCUACUAUCAGCGAAAUCGGUUUCAAGAAGCGGCAAACGCGAUCUUCACCUUCCUCGUGAUACAUCCCAAACACGAGAUGAGUCUGAAGAAUCUGCGGUAUUACCUGACACUUCCGGGCGUUAAAGAUGACGACGUUUUGGAUUUGGAGGCUGCAAGUUUCGUCGAGACGUACAUCAACGGAGUAUCGGCAUACGACGAAGAGGAUUACGUAGAAGCUGUGGGACGGUUAGAGAAGUCCUUGAGGGAAUUCAUGACUGCCGAAGAAGACUGCAGGUUUUAUUGCGAGGGACCUUUCAAUCAGGGAUGGAAUUCGGAAUUCACCUCGUCGGUGGCCAAUCACUUCGCCUACUGCCUGAAGUGCAAACGCAGCUGCUCCUUGUCGUUCGGCAACAUAAACGGUGAAUUUCGCGAAAACUUCUUGCCAAGCUAUUAUCACUACUUGCAGUUUGCCUACUAUAAACUUGGAAAAUUGAAGCAAGCGUGUGCCGCAGUAGAGAGUUAUCUUCUGUUUCUUCCGGGAGAUGAGACCAUGUUACAAAAUCGAGAAUACUACUCGAAACUGCCGAAGGUUAAGGAGGAGUAUUUUAUGCCGAGAGAGGAAGCAUUGAAAUACGUAAAGCGCCAGGAGUAUGAAUUGAGGCUACUGAAUUAUAUCUCGGAGGAAUUUGUGGAGCUCGAAAAGGAACUAAAAACGUUUACCAAGAAGGAUGAGCCUGAAAAACCGGAGAUGCGCGAAGAAAAUAGUGAAAACUCACUUGGGCAGAUCCUACCAAUGCGAUCGGUCUUGCAUCCAUUUCCAGGAAUGUCUCCGUCUUCGCAACUGGACGCGUCAAAGAGUCCAUCGAUAUUCGACAUGGGUCGGGAGGAGCAUCGGACGGAAAUAAAUCAUGGCAGUCAUAAGUCAAACGAGGGGAUUCGCAUAAUAGGCAAUGAGGAACAACUGGGCGGAAAAUUGCGGUACGCCGCGGAUGGAUUCUUAAGUAGGACGGAAUGCGCCAUGCUCUUACAAUUGGCUGGAAUGGGAUCCGUGGAAGGUGACGGCUAUGACGAGAACAAAAGUCCGCACUCGCCUUACGAGAAGUUCGAAGGUUUAACUAUUGGCAGAGCUGCGCUUAUGGUUUACUACGGGAUACUGGGACCGCAGCUUUUGGAACUGUUUUUGACUGCUACGGAGGCAGUUCGACAUCACGUGGUAACUUAUUUUUACCUUAAAGAGCACCUCUACUUUACAUACACCCAUCUAGUAUGCAGAUCUGCCUUACCCGAUUCACCCCCGAAUCGGCAGGAUCUCAGCCAUGUAAUUCAUGCAGAUAAUUGUAUAGUUAAACGCGAAGGCAAUUGUUCCCGGGAAAGCCCUGCUUACGUGUGGAGAGACUAUUCGGCGAUUCUAUAUUUGAAUGAUGAUUUUCAAGGUGGAGAAUUCAUCUUUUCCAAGGAUAACACGGCUAGUGAAAUUCAGGGAGUGGUGAAACCGUCUUGUGGCAGGAUGGUAGCUUUUUCUGCAGAUGAUGAAAAUCUUCACGGGGUUCGGGGGAUUUUAAAAGGUAAAAGGUGUGCUUUGGCCUUGUGGUUUACCUUCAACAAGAAAUACCUAGAAGUCGAGAGGAUUCUUGCAAAGACCAUCCUUAAACGUGUCCAGAGUAAGGGAUCCGUUCAGGGGAAUAAAAACCUCAAAAUCCCCGAAGAGUACGAAGACCUCCUUAUCGAGUGUUUCAAAAAAGAUGAGGUCCUCGAACGGCUUCUCAAAGAAUGAACGCGGAGGCUUCGUGUCACCGAGUAUUGAUGAAGGAACAAAAUUCGCCUCGUCUUGCAAGUUAGUUCGCGGAUCGGUGCCAUCUUUAGGGGAUGGCACCGUUACAAACGUUAUGUAACGGUUAUACGUCACGUAACCGUUUUUGGUGGGCUGUUACCGUUGAAGAGGAAUUUCUCACGGACUUCCAGAGAGUAGUAGAGGGAAUCCUUACCUUGGAUUUUACAUCGAGCAACCAGGUGAUGGCCGGAUACUCUACGAGGUCUCAACCUGAAGAAACGAGAGAAGGAGCUGACGACAAGACUCGACAAUUUGUUAAUAUUCUUUUAAACGAGCUCAAAAAUGUAUGUACUUGCGGUACCUGAGGUAUGAUAAACUGU
Molecule: messenger RNA, 2650 nt
Organism: Orussus abietinus
Lineage: Eukaryota; Metazoa; Arthropoda; Insecta; Hymenoptera; Orussidae
Product: prolyl 3-hydroxylase 2
Exons: 11
Coding region: 33-2273 (746 amino acids)
Biological process (GO): collagen metabolic process
Molecular function (GO): iron ion binding; oxidoreductase activity, acting on paired donors, with incorporation or reduction of molecular oxygen; L-ascorbic acid binding
Source: RefSeq, a predicted model, not a curated record